AGGACCCCGAAGUCCACUUGUCCUCCUAUGGCGAAUUUGUGGACACCACCCGUUAGCGUGGAACGAACAAAUCUUUCCACCGUUUUAGCGUCCCUGUCGCCUCCCCAAAGUGAGGAUUUUAUGUCCACCACAUCGACUUCUCCCUAUGUUGUUUCAAACUCCCUUCGAAGUUCCCAUUACAGAAUACGACCUGCUCGCAAGUUGGCCGCACCGUAUCAGCACGUUCCCGCGCCUGGUCAUAAAUUGUACCUCUAUUGCUGGGCUCUCCCUGAUGCGCACAUCCUAGAGGAGCUGGCUGGCGUCGGCGUCGGUUGUUUUCCAGACACAGGGCGAACCAUCGGGUUGCUCUUCUCCGACCCCAUUUCUAUGGUUGACCCCGUAUGCCGCUUACCGCUCUAUCUGACCCGUGGAAUGGCACGAGCCUAUGUUCACCUGGCCGUACGACCAGUUUUGUCCAACUCUCAGUUGCAAGUCGUCCAAACCACUCAUGUGAUUUUGUGCCAUCUUCUCAUGGAACUGGUCAAACGUGAAUUGCAUUCGGUCACAACAGAAGCCUUGGUCGAUUGCACGCAGUACAUGGACCAAUUCGCCUAUAAUCCCCGUCGAGCGCAUGUCCUCGGGUAUCUAACAAUUGUCCAGUUGUGUAAUGGUCGGUUUAAGGGAAUUGACUUCCAAAGCAGCAUGAAUCUCAUGGACUGGUUUACAUGCCGCAAAUCUUGGUAUCCGGACCACGUGAUCGCCGCCAACCAGAACAACAUCACGCCCUCCGGUGGUGUUGUCAGUGCUUAUCCGUGCAAACUUUCGGAAAUCCACCCAAGCCACUGGCCUGGAUUGAUCGUCCGGCCCUCGUGUCUUCCCCCAGCAGAUGUCGGACUUUUUGUUUCCAGCGAGGCAAUCAGUCCAGCUCGAUCGAAUGCUGACUGGCAGAUCACCUGUUACCGGCUUUCCCGUCACCUUCAUGCGAGCAGAGCGUCAGCUGGCUUUCGUCCACCCAAUACAACUGCUUCAAAAAAAUCCUCAUCCCGUUUUCCCUCUCAUCUCUGUUCCGUACACCCGCUCACCGCUUUUCUGUGGUUCCAACUCUCCAUCGUUCCAACCGUGCUUUAUCAACUCAAUCGAGCCUUGCUGAACGCGGAAUUUUUCACCGUUUUGUGCGAACUACUGUCAGUGCGUCCUUCUAAAGACCUUGCCUCUGUCUUACUUCCCGAUCGAUUGGAUUCACAGAGUGCAGAGGGUUUCAGUGCAAUUGAUAGAUCUGCGCCAAUGGAUCGCGAUUCAAAUCGUUCAAUCGAUCAUGCGUGGAGUAAAACGCGAGGUAUUCGGAACAACCUGGAGCCAGAUCACUAUGUGCCAUCACCAUCCAAGAUCUUAGAAGCAACCACCUUUCUGGGAGCCUGUGCCUUUGUUGAUUUGGAACGGCUAGAACUGUUGGGUGACUCUGUACUACAGCUGAUUUCAACUCUCUAUGUGUUUAGCAAUUCUCCUGAUAGUUCAGAUGAAGGUUAUCUCACCUCGAAACGGAGCACAAUAGUUUCCAAUCGCAACCUCUGCCAAACAGCUUUGCGGCGUGAUUGGCAAGAGUUCUGUACAAGCCAACCAUUUGAUCCGCCCGAUCACUUCUCCCCUCCGUGUUUCACGGUUUGCCAUCUGCACAUCACGGAGAAUGAUCCCCGACUCUACGUUAAGUUGACGCACAAGUCCAUCGCGAACAUGAUGGAGGCGUUGGUAGGUUGCUUUCAUCAGCACGUCGGGCUGCAGGCAGCCUGUCGAUUUCUGCAUACGUUAGACAUAUCCCUCCUGGACUUGACCACCGAUGGAUCCCCAUGGAGCACAUUGUUUGACGAUGAUUCCUCGCUGUCCCAUCGACUUCAUCACUUAUCCCUUGAUCAGUAUGAAUCACGUUCAAACAGUCAACACCCCUCCACUGUUUUGUCAAGGCGGCCAGAUGGAACCUAUAAAGGUGGCGUUGCUUCCAAGUUGUUGUACCAAUUUCGCGAUGAUUCAUUGCUGUUACAAGCACUGACUCACAAUUCCGCGUCUUCUUCCAACUGCUACCAACGGUUGGAAUUUCUCGGCGAUGGUGUCCUUCAUUACAUAGUGACGAAUUUCCUAUUCACCAGAUUUCCAGACUAUAAUCCGGGACAACUGACGAUGCAUCGUCAGUUGCUGUGUAAAAACACGAUACUGGCUUACGCAUUGUUUGUGCGUGAAUUGCAUCCGUACAUUAUCCACAACUUGCCAAACUUUCAGUGUUUAGUAUCAAAAAUGGAGUCAGUUCGCGAUCAAGACUUCCGCACUCUCCAGUUGAUAGAUAAUUCCCUUGAACUGGACACCACCGGGCUUCCUAUGAAAAUGUUUGCCGAUGUGUUCGAAGCGCUGAUCGGAGCAGUUUUCUUGGACUCCCACGGAGAUUUACCGCGCACCACUCAAGUGGUUUAUGUUCUUUUGGCUAACCUUCUAUAUAUGAAGUCGACGCAGUCGUGAGGAGACCCGGUGACAAGCGCCCUCGGAUCAUGCCUUUCAACUAUUUUUGAUCUAUUUUCUCGGAUUGUUUGAUUUUGUAUCUCUUAUCUAUUGUGUAACGAAAUACCAAUCUCAUACCGCAUCCCAUUGGUAUCACCAU
Dicrocoelium dendriticum is the source of this 2623-nucleotide messenger RNA. The record is from the annotation of a GenBank genome assembly. NCBI's taxonomy places the organism in Eukaryota, Metazoa, Platyhelminthes, Trematoda, Plagiorchiida, Dicrocoeliidae.